GGCUUCUUUUACCAAAGAAGAAGAAUGAUGUUGAUAUUGUUGAGUCCUGUGAUAAAAUUGUUACAUUUGAGAAUUGUGAUGCAGUUUUAACAUUCUACGAUGGUGUGGUCCUAAGAGUUAAUGACGCAUGUAUAAAAGCAUGA
Molecule: messenger RNA, 143 nt
Organism: Dentiscutata heterogama
Lineage: Eukaryota; Fungi; Glomeromycota; Glomeromycetes; Diversisporales; Gigasporaceae
Source: the annotation of a GenBank genome assembly